UAUACAAAUAGAGCGCCAAAUGGAUAUAUUUUUCAAGAUUUUCGGUCAUGCGCGAGCUGCCCGGGUACCAAUACACGUUUCGUUGUGAUCGGGUACACACAUUCAUAAUCGCCGACUAUCAGUACUUGGAAAAUCACGGACACAGGCAAAGAAAAUCACGCACACUUCCACCCAAUCUCUGUUGUACACUGUGUAAGUAUGGGGGUUUCACGCACACUAGCACAGCGUCAACCCUGCGAUGCUGUAUACAUUAGUCUCCUUCUGGGUACCGUGUCGCAGGGACGUGUAUUUGAUCACCAUUGUAUGACGUUCGGGAGUGUAACGAUGUGAACUUGGUAUCAUAAGAGUUAACUCGAGUGUUAAGCCUUUCACAAGUUUGUAUGGAUAGUGGAUGUUUCAAACUUUUUCAGUGUAUUUAUGUGGAGUGUUGAUACAGCUGUGUGAAAUUUUAAAGGAAAUGAAAUCGCCAUUCUGUGGAUAAAUUAGUAGAGAAUGCACCCAAAACGCGAUAGGCACGGCAUCGAAGUCGGACACAACAAAUGGAGGAUGAGUUGAGCCAUGGGUGCUAUGUGGCGGACGUUGGAAAUGCCGGUCUGGCGCGUCAGCUACAGGCUCGAGAUUGGACUCGUAGUCAUAGUCAUCAUGGUGCUUGGAUUCUUUAAUGAAAGUCAAGGAACAGCGCACUACGGCGAGGACAGCGUGGGCUCGUUCCCGUACUUCGAGUAUAACGUGCCACGCAACGUCACUACCGUGGUCGGGCAAACUGCCUUCUUGCACUGCAGGGUGGAGCAGCUUGGAGAUAAGGCGGUAUCAUGGAUAAGAAAAAGAGACCUCCAUAUACUUACAGCUGGGAUAUUAACGUACACAUCAGACCAGAGGUUUCAAGUGAUAAGACCGGACAAAUCCGAGAACUGGACGCUACAGAUCAAGUUCCCGCAGGAGCGGGACGCGGGCAUUUAUGAAUGCCAGGUCAACACGGAGCCUAAGAUGUCACUGGCUUUUCAGCUCAAUGUUGUAGAAGCCAAGGCUCGCGUGCUGGGUCCGGCCGACCUGUACGUGAAGACGGGCAGCUCGCUCAAGCUGACCUGCGUCUUGAGUCAGGGUCCGCAUGACCUCGGCACCAUAUUUUGGUAUAAGGGAUCAAAACUAAUAGAGUUUAAGGAAGUAGAAGCGAACGAAAUCAUAGAAGAGCCGCGAGUCCGGUUGAAGACCGAGUGGACGGAGCAACUGACGUCUCGGCUGAUAAUUGAGAAGCUGUUACCGGGCGACAGCGGGAACUACAGCUGUGUGCCGACGAUGGCUGAGGCGGCUUCAGUUAAUGUUCAUGUCAUUAAUGGAGAACACCCAGCUGCAAUGCAACACGGGAACGCCAAUACAGCAUCACCUUGUGCUCUGUCAGUAAACCUCCUCAUCUCACUGUACUGCACUCUGGCCACCCUGUACACCAACACAGUGGAGGGCUUCAGGUGAAAAUUAGAACAGCUUAAACAAAUGUUUGAGCAAAUGUUUGAACAAUUUGUAAAUGUACUAAAUUUUAUGGAUUGAAUUUUAUGUCUUGAUAGUUGUAAAAAAUUAAUGGUGUAAAUGUAAAGUAGAAUUUUAUUGUAUAAAGCUUUAUAAUAUGAAUUGGUACAUAUGUUUUCUGACGUACAAUAUCUCACUUAAUAUCAGUUUACAAUAAUUGUUUCAUAAUAGAAUUUAACAAACUUUUCCAAGGUUGAAGAUUUUUACAUAAUUUUGAUAUUUUAAAGCAUAAAGCAAGCCUAUAAAAGAUGUUAGAAAAGUAAUUAAAUAAUAAUGACAUGAGUACCUACCCUUUUUACACUAAAGCUUUAGUUUCUUUAGCAUUCAUUAAAAUUGCGUAAGUGCUCAUUCAACCGUUUUAUGUGAGGAACGUCAGUUUGUCUACCUAAAUUAUCACAAAGUUGUUUUGAUACUAAACACUGAUGUUUUUUUCUCAUAAUAUACCGAUAAUGUAUACUGGCCAAAGAGCGAUUGACUUAAAUAAUAGUGUUUGAAAAAAUACCGAGUAAGCAAUCGUAGGUUGGUUAAUGGUUUUAAAAGAGUGUAAAGUCGUUACUGAUUUAUUAAGUACAAAUAAAUUUUGUACGUAUUUUAGUUACACUAAUUUAACUAUCAUCAUCUUCCAUCAUCUCAUCUUUUUCCAAGCACACUAUAUUCAAUUAUGAUCGUAAUUAUUGUAUUACACCUGAGUUGUUAUAAGCCGUUUUGAAUUACUAAUUAUCGUUACACACCACUUUUUACUACUAAAACAUGUAGACACAGUUCUUCACUUAUCGACACUACUAGCAGCAGCAAUAAACACGACUAAAGUACAUACUUUAAAUUAAAUAAAUAAGGAUAUCUCACGCACGAAAGUUGACUAGCACAUUUGGAAAAUACUGUAAGAUUUGAAAAUCAGUCUAAUUACUUUGUUCUAAAGUUUUAAAUGGUUUGACAUCGUAAUGUGCAUUUAAAACGAAGCUGAAAACGAUUUCAGCUCUUUGUAAACGAAGUAGGGUGAUAAAAGGGCCUUCUUAUUAAAAUGUAAAUAGACUAAUAAUUUUACGGUUAGAUAAUUUUUUUAAUGUUUCAUGUUUUGAGUGUUAUAAGAAAUAAUAUGUUAAAAUAUAGUAAAAUUAAAUAUCUUAUGUUUUUGCUUCUGAAUGAGGGGUCUGACCUCAUUUUACAGCUUUGAAAAAGAUUAAUACACUUAUUUUAUAUACCUACCUACAUAUCUAAAUUCCAAUCGAUGUUAUAAUGUAUUUUCCAACUGCAGUAGUACUUAUAAAGAGCCUCUCCAAACAUAGCCUACUUUAAGUGCAGGCACAUCAUAUAUCUUAUUACUUCAUUAAAACAAAUUGUUACUACAACAUAGCCUACUUUAGGUGCAGGCACAUCAACAAAACUGUACCCCAAUUUUGUUUCUUAGAUACUGCAAAGAUAUGCUUUAAUUGUAUGUUAUGUAAGAGCCAUAUGUUUUAAAUUUGAAGGGUAAAAAACGGAACAUAGCUGAGAUCUAUUAUAUAUCUUGAUGAUUUUAAGACCUAAUCAUGUGACAUUUCACACAGUACUUUAUCAUAGACAGCAGAAUAACUUAUUUUAAUAAAAAAAUGGUAGCAAUACCGGGCAUUAAUGCCUCUCUUAUUGAGUUUUCGAAAUCAAGUUCCAGAUUUAAUAGUAAAUUUUGUUAUCAAGUGAUGCUGAUGUAACAUGGUGUUCGUUUGAAUAUACAUUGAGAAUUAUUUAAUAAAAUUUUUAG
This is a messenger RNA of Cydia strobilella, 3262 nucleotides long. Its product is annotated as zwei Ig domain protein zig-8-like. The transcript has 8 exons. Bases 559 to 1470 code for a protein of 303 amino acids. The record is from RefSeq and is a predicted model, not a curated record. Gene Ontology annotation, biological process: synapse organization. Gene Ontology annotation, cellular component: neuron projection membrane. NCBI's taxonomy places the organism in Eukaryota, Metazoa, Arthropoda, Insecta, Lepidoptera, Tortricidae.